GAACAAGACACUGAAAAUUUUAAAAAAUAUGGAAACAGAAACAGAGCAACUUCAUGUAACAAAAAUUGUGGCACAUUUCAUCAUCGUUUCAUUAAAGUGAGGUGAGGGUAAUCAUAAAAGAAGUAGAGGCUGCAAGAAAAUGUUAAGUUGUCCCCAUGGAUAACAACAUUCACGUAACGGAAAGCUUACUAGUAGCUGGGAUAGGCUCAACUGACUUGGUAUGCAUGAUCCACUACUCCACACAACUGUUUGUAAAUACCACAAACAAUUCAUAUACUUAUCAAAUAAUUCUUAAUAUUAUUCCAUAUCAUUUUUCAUAAAAUCUUGCCUCAGUAGCUCAUGAUAAAACCCUAUUAUAUGUAUCCCAGUGACAAGAUAUCUUGUCAAUAUCAGCAAGAAUCACUUCCAUCAAAUGUACAGUCAAAUAAACAAGAAAAUUAUCUAUAUUAAACCAAUUCAGUUCAUAGAUUGAAACUCAACAUUCCAACGACCAGGUUUGUGCAUUCAUAUGAUAAAUGAUUUUGUGUAAGCAGCAUCACAGGAGGGCCUUAAUCCAUUUUAAACAGAAUUAACAAGUAAAUAAGCCAGAAGACAUUCAAAGCAUAUACGCACUUUAAGAAAAAGUCUUUUCACUGAAACUUAUUAGCUCACACAGUAUAAAGUUGCCAGGAUGGGUGACUAACUACAUCUUUAAAAACUAAAUUUACGAUUUAUUGGAACACCCGCCCCCCCCCAUUAAACAUACUGAUAAAGGGUCUCCACGCCCUAAAUAUAGUACCUAGCGAGAAACUAGAUGAUGAAACAGAUGAAGCCAUUUGGUUUCUUGAUAUCUGAAUUCUAUAGAUUCUAUGGCACACAUCGUUAACAAUGCCACCUCCCCUUCCCUUUUAAGAAACAGAGAAUGUCACAAUUCUAUACAGGCACAGUAACAGACCAACAACAUUUGGGCCUGAUGGGCUCAGUUAUGUGGGCCUGUUGGCUGGAGUCCAUUUAUUUUACUCACAAGUUAGUGUUGAUGUGGGCCAUGGCCCAUUUAUAGUGUUAGAAUUAUAUGAACUGUUUUUAUUUUACUGUUUGGUUAAGUUGGCCUCGGACCCAUUAGUUAGUAGGAGCAGGUCAGUAUUUGUAGUAGUGUGGAAAAAAUUCAUUCAGAAGCUUAAUACAAUCAUUUUCUAUUAUUCUCUCUCUUCUUUUGGAGGUUAGGUCAACCUCGAAUUUGACCUAUUUUCUUGCACUUUCCCUCAUAUUUUCUAGUCAUCCAAACACACACCAUCAAGUGUGUUACAAGUGGUAUCAGAGCCAGGUUUUCCUUGGCAGCUACUUCAUCAAUUCAUGAAAAUGGAAGAAAUUAUCUCAUCAUUACUCAAAAUUAAAGAGAUGGUCGAGCAGUCGCAACUACGUUUUGAAGUUAUUUUGCUGACAUUCAAAGAUGUCAAGAACAACUUUCAAGGCUUCAGGAACAACUUCAAAGAAGAGUUCACCUAUUUGGAACAAGAGCUCCAUGCAUUGCAGGAAGAGGAAGAUCAAACCAAGGGUCAUCCCGUCGAAAUUCCUUUUCCCAAAUAUUCUCUUGCACAUCCGAAAUUAACUUUUCAACACUCAAAUUUUCCUCUCUGAUUUUUGUUUCCAUCACCUUCCAGAAAUUUCAUCUUUCAUUCCCUUCCGUCAGACGUUCCAAGCAAGGCCCAAACAAUGAUCGGAAAAGGAAAAUCCAUCGGGGAAUAGUUCUCGAUACCAAAUGGAAGUUUGAUCCUGGUGGAUCCGAUCCUCAAUAUCUCUAUUCCCCACAUCUCCGCUUCUCACAAUCACUCAUCUUCCUUGAACGUAAACCCUUCAGCAACCCUUAGCCCUCACUCCGAAACCCUAGAUUUUUUUCCUCCAUUCUUAGAAAUAAACGCUUUUCCUUACCUGGUUUGCUCCUCAUUUUCUUUCACUGCAUCAACCCUUCCUUCGUUGGGCUGUUCUCCAUCUUCAACACAGUUGCCCACCCUCAAUACUUGUUUCCGUCUAUUGAUCCAGUUUCCAAUGGUGUCCACCAGCUUCAGGGCCCACCUUCCCUCGCUCUCAACCGAUCCUUUGCCUCCGCUAAGUCAACUUGCAAGCAGUCCUACGGGUUCCGUCCGUGCACCACCACCGUGCUCGGCAACCUGUUCCUCAUCGUCUUCUAUGGCUACCUCAUGUUCCUCUCCGCCAUGUAUUUGUCCAAUGGGAGUGAGCUCUUGUUAGAGAUUCUUGGCCCUGGUAUUGUUGGUGGUUUGUUCCUCCGCAAAAACGAGGCCCACAGAGAAGUGCUUAAGCUCGCCAUUGGAGAAAAGAAAAAUCUCAAGGCUCAUCGUCCAGCCAUCCUUCAGGUUUCACAGCCUCCUCAUCUCCGACUUCCUUGGGUGCACCCUCAGAGUGAAGGAAAACAGCAUGCUCCCCUAAUUGACAACCCUAAUUAUAAGGGCAUAUGGAAACCUCAAGAAAUCCCAAUCCCAGAUUACAGUGUGGCUCGAGCUAUAUUGAGUACAAGAGCUCCGUCUCCUGGUGACAUUUCUGACCACCAUCUUGUUAAGGAAUCAGGCCACAAAAAGAGCAUAACAGCACUGUCAAGAUCUGCAUAUGGGUUCAUUGUACUCUUGAGCGGCCAAGAGGUGGCAUUGAAGCAGGUCUAUCCGUCUAGGCUGAACCACCAACUCAGGAACGGCUUCGACUGUGAGCUUAACUUCUUGUCCUCUGUUAACCAUCCCAUCAUUGUCCGCCUUUUCGACCUUUUUCGGGCUGAAGGUUGUAUAUUCCUGGUCCAGGAAUUUUGUGCUGGUGGAAGUCUGGCUUCAUAUCUUCGACACCAUGGGAGAGUUCAAGAACAAAUAGUGAGAGGAUUUAUGCAGCAGCUUGGAGCUGCUAUGGAAAUUCAGAACUCACACCAAAUCAUUCAUAGGGAUUUAAAACCGGAGAAUAUUCUUCUCUCUGUUCCAGAGGAUGAUGUUGUCCUAAAGAUAUCUGAUUUUGGACUUUCUAGAUAUGUACAUCCAAGUAAUUAUGCUGAGACAGUUUGUGGAACUGCAACUGCAUUAUACAUGGCUCCAGAAGUUCUUCAAUUCCAAAGAUAUGAUGAAAAGGUUGACAUGUGGAGUCUUGGAUUUACAGGUGCACCCACUUCCAUACUUGCUGUUCUAUGGUUUAAUCUGUCGACGUGUGUCAUGUGGUCUGGGUAUGAGAUGAAAUUUUGGUGUUGAAAUGAGCUUCCA
This is a messenger RNA of Juglans regia (Persian walnut), 3230 nucleotides long. RefSeq names its product serine/threonine-protein kinase MARK2-like. The record is from RefSeq and is a predicted model, not a curated record. The coding region runs from base 2178 to 3218 and encodes 346 amino acids. Gene Ontology annotation, molecular function: calcium ion binding; ATP binding; protein serine/threonine kinase activity. Gene Ontology annotation, biological process: peptidyl-serine phosphorylation; autophagy; autophagosome organization. The transcript has a single exon. Gene Ontology annotation, cellular component: autophagosome; endoplasmic reticulum; cytoplasm. NCBI's taxonomy places the organism in Eukaryota, Viridiplantae, Streptophyta, Magnoliopsida, Fagales, Juglandaceae.